UUUCUCCUCCUCCAUCAUCAUGGUCUCUUCCUUACCUUUUGACACGAUGGAAAACCCUACCGAUGCGCUCCAUGACCUCUACAGCGACCUUAAGGAUAUCAGUCUCGAUGCAUUUCCAAGUCGCGUAACCACCCAUUUCACUUCGAUUUUCGCAGCGUCCGACGCGUUCGAAACGAUUCCUUCUUUGAGUACUCGAAGGCCUCCAGAACAGCACCAACACAGAGCCCUUGUACGAUUUCGGGCCAUGAUUCAGGACACAUCGAUAUCGCCAGAAGUAUACUUGGCAAGACUGCCCGGUGGGAGACUUGGUGGAUGGGGUCUCGUCGACGAGACAGCCCCAGCUGAUCCUAACUUUGACUAUUCAAACUUGAGAGAAUGUUCUAUCCUUUGGGCAGUGAGCAUCCCCGGAGAAUGGUCGACUGGGGACCCUGAAGGAUAUCCGGAACACCAGCCAACGCAAUCACACAAAUUCCCUUUGCAUGGGGUCUCACAUAUUGGUGUCAAAAUUAAGAUAUACGAUGGUCAGGCAGAUUCAUUCAAGCCGACAGACAUUGUCACCUUCGUGGGCAUUUUGUCAUCUGAAUCGCUUCACACUGACUUGGACGGCAGCACCUCUACUUUGGUGCCCACUCUCCACGUUUUGUUUUCUCGACCCGUUUCUUCGACUGUAAUACCACACAACGUGGCGUCUAAUCUUGAUGCUGACUUGCGUUCCGAGCUAAUAGACUGGAUUGCGCACGAAGGACUUGCUGGCGAUCGCGAGGCCGCAGAGUGGGUCCUCUUGUGCUGCUUAGCUCGCGUGCAGUCUAGAACACCACCAAUCUUUCCACCAUGUCUGGGUCUUUCCCGAUUUCCUUCACCGACUGAUCCGACAUUGUGGACCCCGGCUAUCUCAGAUAUUCUAUCUCAGUUAUUCUUAUCAGUCUCCAGCAUACCUCUUUCUUUAUCUACAGUCAAUGCCACACCUUUCAUCCCCGAGUCAAAAGAUGAGGAUCUGCACAGCGGCUGGCUGCAGCUUCCCAAGGGUAGUAUUUGUGUGGUCACAGAAGCCGGCAUUCAGGAAGGCAAUAUCGUUGAGCGUGGCCUGCUAAACUUACGUGCUAUGCAAGAGAUGAUGACAUCGCAAAUUCUUGAAUAUGUUUUUCCUUUUAGUUCAUUUUCGUUUGAAACAGACGUCGUCUUUCUUGUUUUGUGUGAGGGAAGCAAGAGUGCCUUUUUCCAGACCCUUGUUCAGCUUCCUUUAAAGCCUGUGAUGGAGACAAAUAGGCUAUACAAGAGUCCAGGCAAAAUUCAGCUGCCCCCAAAACUUGAUAUGUUCCGGCAACUGGUUGCCAAGGCUAGAGUUGGAAGUGUUUCGAUUGGGGAUCAGACUGCCACGCGAAUUCAAGAAGAUUUCGUGAAUGGGCGAAGAGGAGGAAACAUGACUGCUGAUGAUCUAAUUCAGCGUAUGUCCAUCGCAAGGCUUCUGGCGCUUUCUUACGACAAGUCUGAGGUCGAUGAGGAAAUGUGGGAGAAAGCCAAGAGCCUGGAGAGAUCGAGAAGACAGAGAAUCGACGGCCACAUUUAAGUGUAAGAUUAUACUCGGAUUUCUCAUCUAUCAACCAGCUUAUACUCUCACUUGCGUAACGAACUGUUUCCUCGAAGUAGUACCGCGUGAU
Molecule: messenger RNA, 1658 nt
Organism: Guyanagaster necrorhizus
Lineage: Eukaryota; Fungi; Basidiomycota; Agaricomycetes; Agaricales; Physalacriaceae
Exons: 8
Coding region: 20-1567 (515 amino acids)
Biological process (GO): DNA-templated DNA replication
Molecular function (GO): chromatin binding
Source: RefSeq, a predicted model, not a curated record